Molecule: messenger RNA, 2613 nt
Organism: Petromyzon marinus (sea lamprey)
Lineage: Eukaryota; Metazoa; Chordata; Hyperoartia; Petromyzontiformes; Petromyzontidae
Product: SURP and G-patch domain-containing protein 1-like
Biological process (GO): RNA processing
Cellular component (GO): nucleoplasm
Molecular function (GO): RNA binding
Source: RefSeq, a predicted model, not a curated record
CUUCCAGAAGACGCAGGGAUUUUACUUCCUCUUCCGGAAGAGUCUUCCGGAAGACGGAAAAAAACGCGAUCCGACCGUGCGAGGCUUCCCCCGGUGACUGAACACGCAGGGCAGAGAUGUCGGGAUGGGGGAAGAAUCAGCAGAACCCUGGCUUCGGUCGGCAGAGCAAGUUCAUGAACAUGACGCAGCAGGAGCUGCUCAUCGAGCAGAAGAAAAAGGAGAUUGAGGCGAAGAUGGCGGCACAGAAAACGCAGCAGCAGGCAAAGCCCUGCUCGCUCACACCGGACCCAAAGCCUGCCGCCAGCGUACCCAACAAAUUUGCCAAUGAUGGAAGUUUUCUUCAGCAGUUCAUGAGCAUGCAGCAACAGAAGAAGACACCGAGCAGUCAUGCUGCUACUGUCAGUAACAGCACAAGCGUGACUGCAUCAUCCAAUGAACACAUCCAGAGCCUUACUAGCAGCGGCAAAAGUCCCGUGGUAAUCGGCAAGAGGACGGCGGUGGCCGCGAGCUCAAUCGGCAGCAUGCUGAAGCAGAUGAAGCGCAGCACUCCGCCGAGCACCAAGCCAGCGCUAUCCACCAGGCCCAGCGCCUUCCAGCAGCCGGACGAUGAGGAUGACAACAACAACAACAACGAAGGUGGCGGCGGCUGCGACGGCGACGCUGACAAACCUGUCUGCCCCCCAGAGGAAAGCGAGACACGGGACGUGGCUGAGAAGCUGGCUCGUUUUGUGGCCGAGGGGGGCCCCGAGAUGGAGCAGAUUGCCGCCGAGGGCAACCGCGACAAUCCUGCUUUCUGGUUCCUCUAUGAUCAGAAUAGCGGAGCCUACAAAUACUUCAAGCAUAAAGUGAAGGAAUACACAAGAGCCAUGGCAAAUGAAGCUAAGCAACUCAUCCCAGCCUUCAACGCGGCAGGGUUUGACCCAGCAAACCAGGACUCAAGGAGCCGGCCACAGGAAGGGCUCAAGAGGAGGAAGAAGAGCCGAUGGGGCCCAGAGGAGAUGAAGUCGGAGACUGAUGAAAGGGCAGCGGUUCGCCACUUCACAGAGGAAGAGAAUGAAGGCGCAGGUUUGGACCUAAAGGACCUCGGUUAUGCUAAGGGGAAGCCAGCAGGACUGGUAGGAGUCACUGAGCUGUCUGAUGAUCAGAAGAAACAGCUAAAAGAACAACAGGAGAUGCAGCAGAUGUACGACAUGAUCAUCGCGCACAAGCGCGCGAUGGCGGAGAUCGAGACGAUGUGGGCAGCCGCGCUCAAGAAGAAUCAGCACGAGUACGACAGCGACGAGGAGAUCGAUGACGAGGCCGGCACCUGGGAGCACCGCCUCAGAAAGAUGGAGAUGGAGAAGACUCGAGAGUGGGCUGAGAAGCUGACCGACAUGAACCGUGGGAAGCAUUUCAUUGGAGACUUUCUGCCCCCGGACGAGUUGGACAAAUUCAUGGAGACGUUUAAAGCCUUAAAGGAGGGCCGUGAUCCAGAUUAUUCAGACUACAAGGAUUUCAAGCUGACGGUGGAGAACCUCGGCUUCCAGAUGCUCAUGAAGAUGGGAUGGAAAGAGGGCGAUGGUCUGGGCACCGAGGGAAAGGGCAUUAAAACUCCCGUCAACAAGGGCACGGUGGCCAUCGACAAGGCCGGCUUUGGCAUCGACCGCCCAGCCGAACUCAGCAAGAGUGACGAUGAAUACGACGCCUUCCGCAAGCGCAUGAUGCUGGCCUACCGCUUCCGGCCCAACCCCCUGAACAACCCAAGAAGACCCUAUUAUUGAACUGGACACCGUACUGCUGUGUCGGGCUCAAGCUGUGACUUCAACAGCAGUUAUAAACACCGGUUCACAUUUUAAAAAGAAAUAUAUCAGUAUGCCGUCUCCAUCAAAAAACCUUGACAUUGAUAAAACCAUAAUUAAAUUGCCAUUUGUAUUCAUUAGCUUUAGGUAUGAAUGCAGUGCUCGUUUAAAUGUACAGGCAAAUCAUUUUACUUUGACCCUGUUUGUACAAUUUGAAUGUACAAGCAGAUAUUGUAGUGUACAACAUGGGCCAUUUCAUCUGUUAAGACCAUUACAUAUGCCCGUUUUCUCUGCUGUGUUUUAAAGACUUAAUUUAGGCUAAGCUUGAGAAUAAUUAAAGUACAGUAUUACACGUGUGUUAUUCGGUGUGGAUGUUUGAUUGAUGCUUAAAGUAACACGUUCAAUAGUUUUUACCCCUUGCAAAUGGCUCAGUGAUAUGAUUAGUAACGGGAAUAAAAUAAAUAAGGCAACCUUCGUACCGUAUUUUCACAUAUAGAAUGAACACAUUUUGAGUAUUGGAUUUCCAGACUCGUGUUAAUCAGCAGCAUUCGUUGAGGUAGGCAAAACUUGUCUGGUUUUUGGCCUUUUGAGUCUGAUCAGCAAAGUCUAGCUUGUUAGACUGCCGGUUAGGUUUAAGAUGUUUAUUUUAUUUGCACAGCCAGAAUUCCCGCUGCAGUGCAAACGCUUUGAGCUGGAUUCGGGGAUUUGCCUAAUUUGGGAUUUUUUUUUAUUACAGCUGGUACCGACCAUAGGUGGCAUAAAAAUACGUGUUCAUAGCUUUAUUCUAAACUUUCAAGUUUAUAAGAAGCAAUAAACAGUACUCAUUGCUGUUCAA